Zonotrichia albicollis (white-throated sparrow) is the source of this 792-nucleotide messenger RNA. The record is from RefSeq and is a predicted model, not a curated record. Lineage: Eukaryota; Metazoa; Chordata; Aves; Passeriformes; Passerellidae.
AUGGAACUUUCCAGCUCUGAAGCUGGAAUCGAAGUUUUGGAGGCAGCUGCCACUUACAGCAGCCGAACCGCCUUAAAAACAAACCCAGAGAGACUCAGAGAACAACCAGCCCGCCGCGCAGCACGGCCGAGAGAGCUCCGGCGAUGGAUUAUUUUGAAUAAACCCUCGGAGCAGGCAUUCCCAGCUGGGUGGGAGAGCCCUCCUCGAGUGUUCCCCCUGUCCUGCGCGGUGCAGAACUAUUCCUGGGGGAAGGUGGGCCUGGAGAGCGAGGUGGCCAAGCUGGUGGCCAGCGGUGACCCCCUGGUCCAGAUCCAGCCUGACCUGCCCUACGCUGAGCUGUGGAUGGGCACACACCCCCGGGGCGAUGCCCUCAUCCGGGAUAACCGCAUCCCCCAAAAGACCCUGGGCCAGUGGAUCGCCGACAACCCCGCCUGCCUGGGGGCCAAGGUGAAGGACGCCUUCCAGGGCCACCUGCCCUUCCUGUUCAAGGUGCUGUCGGUCAACACCGCCCUGUCUGUCCAGGCACACCCCAACAAGGAGCUGGCAGCGAAGCUCCAUGCCCAGUUCCCUGAGCACUAUCCCGAUGCCAACCACAAGCCCGAAAUGGCCAUCGCCCUCACCCCCUUCGAGGGCAUGUGUGGCUUCCGGCCCGUGGAGGAGAUUGUCUCCUUCCUCCAGAGUAAGGCUGGAGGAGGGGGCAUGGUCAGACCCCAGAGUGGGGAUGGUGGCCGUGGGAGCCACGUGCUUGGGAAGGCUCUGGCCAUGAAUUUUGCAGACCAAAUAACAAUUUAG